GAGUAACGCGCUGAUAAAAGAUGACCGAACUCAAAGAUUGGUUAAUUUGGCCCUGGCUGGAUCCAUUGGGAUGACACUAGUCAUUCUGGCUUGCGCUCUACCACCAUACAAUUUGUGGUGGCCAAGUUUUGUCAUACUAUUCUAUAUAUUUUCCGUAAUUCCAACGCUUAUCAUCAAGAGAUCAAUGCAAAGUGCACUGUUUGGGCCAUCGUACGUUGACCUCUCGAUAUUUCUAACAAUGGGAUUCAUUGUCAGCAGUUUUGGGCUCCCGAUUGUUUUGGUGCGAUGUGGCAUUAUUUUACUAGGCGCAUCUGUCUUGACAAUUUGUGGAAAUAUCGUGGUAUACUUGACGAUUUUCGGUUACUUUUUGUUUUUGGACCCGGAUGAAACCACAUACGGUGGCAUGGCUUAAACAUUCACCCACAUGUCAAUAGAAAAAUAAACAAAAACAAAUGUGAUGUAGACCGGUACAUGACUCUUAACCAUACCAAGAAAAAAAAAACCAAAACAACGCAUCUAGUCAGUGAUGUCCGAAUGAACGAUUCUCUUUUUAUUUGUUUUAAUGUCUGCGAUUUUUUGUCGUGUAUCAAUAAUUGCCAAUGAUGAUUGUAGUUUUCCCUUUUCCAUAAUCUUAUAAAAAAUUAUCCAAAUAAAACUACAUAAUUUAAUGAAUACAAGAAAGAUUUUACGAAA
Contarinia nasturtii (swede midge) is the source of this 693-nucleotide messenger RNA. RefSeq names its product leptin receptor gene-related protein-like. The record is from RefSeq and is a predicted model, not a curated record. The transcript is spliced from 4 exons. Gene Ontology annotation, biological process: late endosome to vacuole transport via multivesicular body sorting pathway. Gene Ontology annotation, cellular component: endosome. Bases 71 to 412 code for a protein of 113 amino acids. NCBI's taxonomy places the organism in Eukaryota, Metazoa, Arthropoda, Insecta, Diptera, Cecidomyiidae.